Messenger RNA from Ostertagia ostertagi, 1239 nucleotides. The record is from the annotation of a GenBank genome assembly. Lineage: Eukaryota; Metazoa; Nematoda; Chromadorea; Rhabditida; Trichostrongylidae.
GUUAGGAAAUUGCGCAGACGGGAGCGUGGCGCUGCAUCGAAUGCCUACAGGUGUUCAUCAUCAAUUGGUAACUGUCCCAUACCGAGUUUGGAGGUUUGUCCUCCCACAUACUACAGGUCGUACUCUGGUCUUUGUAACAAUGUAGCACAACCGGAAUGGGGUACAAGUCACACAGCACUUUCCCGAAUACUGAAACCUGUUUAUGCCGACGGUUUCCAUCCCACCGUGACGUCGCUGUUUCCGCACUGGAUGCAGUUCAUCUCUUCUGACAUGCUGAAUAUGGUGGAGACGCAAGCGUUGAUUGACGGUGAGGAGUCUUCGGUCUGUUUACAAGCUAGUAUUUACACUCGAGCAUACCCCGGAUCAAUGUCAUACCUGACGGUAGCGUCAUCUAAUGGUUCCAGUCCCGAACGGGCCAAGCAGAUGCGCAGCUUCUCACAAGGUCUACUUCGAACAUACUCCAGCGCCGGUGAACUUCCUCAAGUCGAUUCGACCAUCAAAUGUCAGAUUGAAGGACGAUGCAUGCUAUCUGGUUCUGAUGACGCCAAUAUUCUACCUGGCGUAACCGCUUUGCACGCUGUCUUCAUUAAGCAACACAAUCGAAUCGCUCGGCUGCUGAAGGAACAAAAUCGUCACUGGCCAGACUCGCGACUUUUCGAGGAGGCUCGACGUGUGGUCAGUGCCCAACUGCAGCACAUCACCUACAACGAGUUCCUACCGAUUAUGCUCGGACGAGAAAAUAUCAAGUUAGUCUUCAACAACCCAAGCAAGCUAUACGAAGUGCGCGGUGUGGAGUCGAUCUUGAGACAUCUACUUUCGACUACCAUCGCUAAACCGGCGUUGAGAGUGAACGACGAGGUAAAGGAUGAGUUCCUGAAAGACCAGUAUCUGCUCGGCUUAGAUUUGAUAGCGAUCGCCUUGAAACGGGGACGAGAUCACGGCGUUCCUGGCUACACAGCCGUCCGUGCCCAGUGCGGUCUAGGAAAGGUGCGAUCAUUCCAUGAACUGAAGGAGUAUUUCAUAGACGACCCCAAGGUGGAGUACAUCAACACUAUCUACGAGAACGUGGAUGACAUCGAUUUGUUGGUAGGCGUGCUAGCAGAACAACCAAUCAAAGGUGCUCUGUUCGGUCCCACCAUGGCAUGCAUCACGGGAAGCAGUUCCAACGGACACGACGAGGUGAUCGAUUCUGGUAUGAGAACUAUUUCGCACAGUCGGGCUUCAACGAGAAACAACUGA